Messenger RNA from Gossypium raimondii (Peruvian cotton), 1188 nucleotides. Its product is annotated as metacaspase-9. The transcript has 2 exons. Gene Ontology annotation, molecular function: cysteine-type endopeptidase activity. Gene Ontology annotation, biological process: proteolysis. The record is from RefSeq and is a predicted model, not a curated record. NCBI's taxonomy places the organism in Eukaryota, Viridiplantae, Streptophyta, Magnoliopsida, Malvales, Malvaceae. Bases 47 to 994 code for a protein of 315 amino acids.
AUACAACGGUACAAGCAACACAAAAUAGUCAAAUUAGCGAAGCAAGAUGAGUAAGGGUACGAAGAGAGCAGUUCUGGUGGGAUGCAACUACCCCAAGACCCAAUUCAGCUUGCAUGGAUGCAUCAAUGAUGUGAAAGCCAUAAGAGGUGUGAUCCUGGACAUUGGGUUUAAGGAAAGCGAUGUUAAUGUCCUCACCGAUGCGCCAGGGUCGCCGGUUCAUCCUACGGGUGUAAACAUUAAGGAUGCACUCAAUAGAAUGGUGAACAAGGCUAAAGCAGGAGAUAUUCUAUUUUUCUACUUCAGUGGACAUGGAACACGCGUUCCAAUCUUUCAACCUGGCCAGCCUUUCAAGCAAGAUGAAGCAAUCGUGGCUUGUGAUUUAAAUCUUGUCACCGAUGUGGACUUCAGACGUUUAGUUAAUCGGCUACCAGAAGGAGCAAGCUUCACAAUCCUAUCAGAUUCGUGCCACAGUGGGGGUCUCAUUGAAAAAGAGAAAGAACAAUUUGGUGGUCAGCAUAUGACGACAACAGUAAAUACCGACAAGCCUAAACCGUCUAAGGCUAAGGCUAAGAGUCUUCCUUUUGAUAUCAUACAUAGUGCGAUAGAUACAGCAGCAGGCAUCCUACACGACGCAGCAAAUGUUGGCCAAAAGAUUUUCGGAAUCUUCGGGAAAGAUGUGAGUCUCAAAUUCCAUCCUCACUACGUAGAGGGGUUAAUGGUGUUGGAUCCACUGGAGGAGGAUGAAGGGAUUUUAUUAAGUGGAUGUGAAGCCAAUGAGACAUCAUAUGACCUGGUCUUGGAAAAUAAAGCCUUUGGGGCGUUCACCGAUGCUGUGGUUAACGUAAUCAAUCAGAACUUGGGUGUUGGAAUAAGCAACAGACACCUCGUGGCUGAGGCUGCCAAGAUUUUGAAGAACAAUGGAUUCGAGCAGAACCCUUGCCUUUAUUGCAGUGAUGAGAAUACAAACACACUUUUCUUGGGUGGCUUUGCUUAAAUUUCUGAUCAAAAUGCUGGUGCUCAGGCUGUCAGUGUCGUCAAUAAUAAUGUGCUUAUGUUUUGCACUACUACUAGAAUAAGUUUUGACAGCCUGUUGACUUAUAUCUACCUACAGCUGUUUUCUUAUGCAUCUCUGCGUUUGUUAUGUGUGAAAUUCUAGUGUAUAAAUAAAUAAAAGUUUUUAUUGUCUUA